AUGUCUUCCUCCUCCAUCCACGCCGACCCUCCUCCGCCCGUCGUUACCGAAGCCAGCGGCAUCAGCUAUGUUACCGGCAGUGCUCUGGGCAAAGGCGGGUUCGCCAUCUGCCAUCGAGCCGAGCGAUACGACAGCAACAGACCGACCGGGCAGAUUGUCGCCUUGAAGAUUGUAAAAUCGCAGAUGGAGCCCAAGAAGCUCGAGCAGAAGUUUGUGACCGAGCUUCAAAUACACAGCAAACUCACACACCCGAACAUUGUUACCUUUUACCGAGCAUUCUCCUUCCAGACGAGUACUUAUGUCGUCCUCGAACUCUGCUCCAAUGGCUCGCUUGCCGACAUGCUCAAGAAGAGGAGGUAUCUUACUCUGCCAGAGAUCCGGAGACUGGUCAUCCAAGUAUGCGGCGCGGUCAAAUACCUCCACCACAGACACAUCGUACAUCGCGAUCUCAAGACGGGCAACCUUUUCCUGGACCACAACAUGAACGUGAAGGUGGGCGACUUUGGAUUGGCGGCACUGCUGGUAACAGAGCGGGAGAUGGAAGUUAGGAGACGGACAACUAUGUGUGGAACACCCAACUAUCUCGCACCUGAGAUCUUGGAAAAGGGUAAGGGUCACGAUGAGAAGGUGGAUCUCUGGGCUAUUGGGGUCAUUGCAUACACUCUGGCAGUGGGCAAGGCGCCGUUCCAUGCGAGCACAAAAGAGGAGAUCUACAAGAAAUUGCGAUCAGGGACAUACACAUGGCCAGAGCUGAGCGCGACGACGAAUCAGAGCGCCGACCUGAGGGAUUUGGUAUCAAGUCUACUUGUACCGGAAGAGCAACGACCGCUACCAGACAUGAUUGUCAGCCAUCAGUUCUUCAGGGUUGCCUACGUCCCGGAGCGGAUACCUGAAACUGCAAAGGAGAAGCCUCCAGUCUGGCCAGAUGUGCCGAUACCUUCCGCUGAGACGAUACGAAAGGGAUAUAGCGAGACUUGGUACAGCCUCUGCAAGGAAUCUGGGGUUGGAGAGUACGAAGAGGGGAAAUGUUUCCCUCUCAACAGUGGCCGCAAAGUGCGCAGUAUUGUCCAUGACAUGGCUAAGGAGGCGCAGGCGGGCCGCUCACCAACCAUGCCAAUUCCUCAUGAUACGGUCUACAUUUCGACAGUCAGUGACUUUGAUGGACCUCGAGCGGCCAGUCCACCACUGGAACCGGCACGGACGGAGGCGUCAAUGCGUGGUUUGAAAGAGAUAUCGCACAAUGAAGUAUCCUCAACGCGCCCCCGUGUUGCAGAGGCCCGGAACGCUGCGAAAGACGCCGAGAUGAUGCCACCACCGCGAGCGCCUUCGCGUGCUGCGAGGUCAGGGACUGUCCGACGAGCUGCGAGGACAAUUAGCGAGGAGACGGCGAAUUCAGAAUCAGUCAAGGUCGCAAGCGACAACUCGUCCGGUCCUUCGUCUUCUGGAACGCUGAGAGUAUCAAGACUCAGACCUGCACCAGUGACGGCUAAGAGUGCGCCAGAAGCAAGCGCGGCUCUCAAAGAGACGAAUGGCUCGUCAACCUCAGCAUAUCGAACGGCGCCUACAAGACAGUACUCGGAGGGUGCAGAUUUGGAUCUUCAGAAGCCUCAACGAACUGGUACCACCAAGCGGGCGGCUGAUGCAAGUCUAGCACGGCGACCACGAGGCGUGAGACCGGUCAAAGAACGUCCAAUAUCUCCAGUGGAUGCCGCACCAGAAGGACCGGCCGUCCCGGCCGCAGCGAAGAUAGCCAAAGGUCGCGCUCAGUCGCCGGUUGAUGUCCAAGGACCGCUCGCGAGUCUGGACGAACUCAAAGAGGCACUCCCCUUUAAGUAUCGGAAGAAGGCACCUGCAGCUGAGGUGAUUGAGAUACUGUCAGAUCAAGAACUUGAACAGGAGAAGGAGUCGAAGCCCUCAGCAUCUGGAACGUUGACCCUGUCACGACCACCGCAAAUGGCCAGACGUUUGCCACAGCCGCAGAAGAAGAUCUCCCCCGAUCUUGAUCCAGCAAUCUCAGAGACUGACCCCAACACUGUUCUUGAGAGACUAGCAGAGUUCAGGGAUAACUUGAAGUCUGCACUGUCCAAGCCAUCAGCAACGAACAAGAUCGUUUCAACGCACCGCGACCAGCAGAUCUCCGAGAACCUGCCCUUCGUAUCAAGAUGGGUCGACUACAGCCGCAAGCAUGGUAUUGGAUACGUUCUCUCGGACGGCACAGUCGGCUGCAUUAUCAAUGCCACGGCGAAGCCUGAACAAGCACCGACUCCCGUCACACACGUCCUUGUACGCAACGGCCAGCGAUGGUUACAGAAGGUCGGGCAGAACAAAGACUUCGCCGGCAUCGACCAGGUCCCCCUAGAGUUCUUCGAAGACAAAGACGCAGAAUGUAUCAAGCGGAAAGUGUACAAAGGCCUCGGAAGUGUCAAGGAGGGUCCUUUGUUGGUGGAAGCUCAGAGACGGCGGACGUUGAGUGUGCUGUGGGUGAAGUUUGGACGGUACAUGUGCCAGACUCUUGAUGGAGAGGAAUCUGCGUCUGCGGGCGCCGGAUCUCGCGAUCCAGAGAACUUCGUGCGGUUCUACCAGCGGAUCGGAUGUGUGGGUGUGUGGGCUUUCAAGGAUGGGUCUUUACAGAUCCACUUCCCCGACCACACCAAACUCGUCCUCUCCCCCACCGGCACGCACAUCUCCGCAACCCUCCUCUCCGUCGAAGCCACCACGCACCUCUCCCGCACCGGCGACCUCCUCCCCGCACACGUCGCCUCCCGCCAAGUCUUCGCGGACAGCAUCCCCUCGCUCCUCUUCGACGGCGGCCGCGUCCGCCAACGCCUCGUCAAAGCCAACCAACUCGCCCAGAAACUCGAAUUCGUCCUCGAGGUUGUCACGCAGUGGGUGGGGAAUUCCGGGCUAGGUCGGCUGGAUGAGGAUGAGGGGGGCGAGAAGUUGUACUGGGAGGGGCUGACGGUGAGGGAUCAGAAUGUGAGGAAGGUGGAGAGGGUUACGGUGGGGAGGUUUGGUGGGGAUGCUUGA
Molecule: messenger RNA, 3027 nt
Organism: Zasmidium cellare ATCC 36951
Lineage: Eukaryota; Fungi; Ascomycota; Dothideomycetes; Mycosphaerellales; Mycosphaerellaceae
Exons: 3
Coding region: 1-3027 (1008 amino acids)
Biological process (GO): mitotic cell cycle; regulation of protein localization to mitotic spindle pole body; protein phosphorylation
Cellular component (GO): spindle pole body; centrosome; cytoplasm
Molecular function (GO): ATP binding; protein kinase activity; protein binding
Source: RefSeq, a predicted model, not a curated record